Bipolaris maydis ATCC 48331 is the source of this 940-nucleotide messenger RNA. RefSeq lists its product as uncharacterized. The record is from RefSeq and is a predicted model, not a curated record. NCBI's taxonomy places the organism in Eukaryota, Fungi, Ascomycota, Dothideomycetes, Pleosporales, Pleosporaceae.
AUGGAAGCGCAUCUCACCCAAGUACAAAACCAGUCCAAGCCUGUCCCACAUCAAGACUCUCCCAACAGUCUCGAGCUUGGCAAAAAGUGCAUCAGCUAUCGAAGUACCAUCAUGGAACUUGUCCAUGACAACAACUACUUCCGCCUCUUGCUCUGUAGUAUGCUGAACGCCCACCACAAUAUCACCAACGGCAAGCAGCUCAAUGCACUCGAUGCCGACCAUCCAUACCGGACCACGCUCAUCAAAUUCACUCCAGUCCCCAAUAAGAAGACUGGUCUCUACAUAGGCUACAAGGGGGACGCACUUCGGAGAGAGGAUACACUGAACAAAGCGUACCGUGUCAACCCAUACUAUCCCAACAAAGUCCCCGUCAGCUUCGACCCCUUCCUCAAAGACCACUAUGUCUUCUCUGGGGCAAUCCCUGGCCUGAGCAUGCCGCGCUACAAAAACUCCAAGAAUCCCUUUAACAUCUGCGCCAAGCAACCUAGCCCUAUCAAAAACCCCGAGAGCCUCUUCGGACCGCAAAUCGAAGACUUUGCCGCUCAGGCCCGAUUGAAGUCUUGGAGACUUAGCGGAAAUGCUCAUGCUGCCACACCGGAACCCAAGGCCUCGCCGGAAGAUCCCACAGCCAUAGCUUCCCAGCGCACGCAGCUUUACAAAUACGUCACUGAGAUCAACUUGGGACCCAUAUCAUUUAAUUCAUACAUUCAUUUCGCUCCGUACAAAAUGUUGAGGCGCGAGGACGCGUCGGCAUAGAGAAGCGUCUCGUAUCCCCCAGUGCACACAUAAGAAAAGCUUUUUUGCCUACAUAGCGUCCCUUCUUUAUCCUAUGCAAUAGGGAUAGUCCCUUGCGGUACCUGAGUGGCUGGAACCUGGGUGAGAGCCUGAGGAAAGCUCCGUUUUGUAAAGAUGGAGGAUGGGGCAGGAGUGGAGCAUAGGG